GCAAGCAGCGAUAGCGCCAAAGUUUACCUUCAACAUUCUGAAGUUCCUGCAAGCCUUGUAGAAGCAUAGCAAGCACCCACCACGAGCUCGUCGCGUAAUUCAACUUGUGCCACAGCAAGUCGCAACUGGAAUUUGCAAUUUGCUUCCCCAGAAGCAUCACGUAUGUAGCUGAGAGUAUUCCGACGCCCCAGAGCUUGAAACAGCCGCGUUCUCGCUGAUUCCACCAUGAGCCCGAGGACAGCGACACCGGGACCUCGGUGCCGUCUAAGCAGCGUCCGAAGAAGUGCGUGGCGUGUGGAAGUGCGUGGCGUGUCCUUUCCACACGCCACACACUUCUUGGGACGCUGCUUAGACGGCACCGAGUAGGCGCCGCUGGCCACCAUGUCGUCCUUGUUGUCCUGCACGGAGGCCGCCAGCUCCAUGCCGCCCUGUUGCGGCCACCACUUGUCUGCGCCCGUCGUGCGGUUGAACAACUCUCCCACGCUGUGGCUUGACCCCAGCGGCUGGUUCUGCAAAAUGAGGAACUUGCUCUGCGCCCACUGCUGCAUGCACGCCGCCACCUGGCUGUUGGCCGCAACCUGUGUAGCCCGCAACUAACUGCAGCCGUGGGCGCAGAGCAAGUUCCUCAUUCUGCAGAACCAGCCGCUGGGGUCAAGCCACAGCGUGGGAGAGUUGUUCAACCGCACGACGGGCGCAGACUGGCCGCAACUGGGCGGUUCUGGCGACGUGUUGGCCGGCAGAGCGUGCGGUGCGGGAGGACGAGGGCAGGGGGCGGGGAGGGGGCACUCCGGCACUGGUGGCGUGUGGGCCCUAAUCUACCCCAUUCAACUCCUUAAACAUGGGUGGGGCUUUGGCGGGCUUUGGCUUAGCUUCGACUCGCUGUGCAGCUGCCGAGACACGCUUUACGCGAAGACCUGUUGCACGGUUGUGGAAGGUCGGUAGCCAACUGGGGGGAGGGUGGUUUCCCUUCGGGCCGGAGAUGGUCCCUCUUGACCUGGGUGCUGGGCACCCUUGCUUGGUCGGACUGUCCCUUCUUUGUAAUAUCGCACAUGC
Chlamydomonas reinhardtii is the source of this 1053-nucleotide messenger RNA. RefSeq lists its product as uncharacterized. Bases 382 to 597 code for a protein of 71 amino acids. The transcript has a single exon. The record is from RefSeq and is a predicted model, not a curated record. NCBI's taxonomy places the organism in Eukaryota, Viridiplantae, Chlorophyta, Chlorophyceae, Chlamydomonadales, Chlamydomonadaceae.